AUGGAGAAUGGGAAAGUACCUACCAGCGUAUCAGAGGUUGGAGGAAGAAAGCAGGGGUCCAAGCAUCACAUUGUCUUAAUAGACCUGCCCAUGCUCAGGGCCUUCUGUAAUUACUUUGACAAAAAGAUGAAGCGGCUCCUCUCCUUUCCCCAAAUGAAGUUAUUUGGAAUCUUGACUGAAAGCAAACACCAGCGGCGCCUGCAGGAGCGCAGGACGCUGCGGGAGCGCCUGGCCCGGAGCUGCAGCUGUUCAAGAAAAAGAGCCGUUGGUGUGCUGAAGACCCUCUUGCCCAUCUUGGACUGGCUCCCCAAAUACCGAGUCAAGGAAUGGCUGCUCAGUGACAUCAUCUCGGGAGUUAGCACUGGGCUAGUGGGUACCCUGCAAGGUAUGGCGUACGCUUUACUAGCUGCAGUUCCUGUUGGAUAUGGUCUCUACUCUGCUUUUUUCCCUAUCCUGACAUACUUUAUCUUCGGAACAUCAAGACACAUCUCAGUUGGACCUUUCCCAGUGGUCAGUUUGAUGGUGGGAUCUGUUGUUCUGAGCCUGGCACCGGAUGAAAAAUUUCUCAUACCCAGCAGUAAUGGAACUAUAUCAAAUGCUACCAUGAUAGACAAUGGGGCUAGAGAUGCAGCAAGAAUAUUGAUUGCAAGCACACUUACUCUUUUGGUUGGAAUCAUACAGUUGGUGUUUGGGGGUUUGCAGAUUGGAUUCAUAGUGAGGUACUUGGCUGACCCUUUGAUUGGCGGAUUCACAACAGCUGCUGCCUUCCAAGUGUUGGUCUCGCAGCUAAAGAUCAUUCUCAACGUUUCAACCAAGAACUAUAAUGGAGUUCUCUCCAUUAUCUACACUCUGGUUGACACUUUUCAAAAUAUUGGUAACACCAAUCUUGCUGAUUUCAUUGCUGGAUUACUCACCAUUAUCAUCUGUAUGGCAGUUAAGGAAUUAAAUGACCGAUUUAGACACAAAAUCCCGAUCCCUAUUCCUAUUGAAGUAAUUGUGACAAUAAUUGCCACUGCCAUUUCAUAUGGAGCCAACCUGGAAAAAAAUUACAAUGCUGGCAUUGUUAAAUCCAUCCCAAGGGGGUUCUUGCCUCCUGCACUGCCACCUGUGAACUUGUUUUCUGAGAUGCUGGCUGCAUCGUUUUCCAUUGCUGUGGUGGCUUACGCUAUUGCAGUGUCUGUAGGAAAAGUAUACGCCAUCAAGUAUGAUUAUGCCAUCGAUGGGAACCAGGAAUUCAUUGCCUUUGGGAUUAGCAACAUCUUCUCCGGGUUCUUCUCGUGUUUCGUGGCUACCACCGCCCUGUCCCGCACAGCUGUCCAGGAGAGCACGGGAGGAAAGACACAGAUUGCUGGCAUCAUCUCGGCUGGGGUUGUGAUGAUCGCCAUCCUUGCCUUGGGGAAGCUGCUGGAACCCUUGCAGAAGUCGGUCUUGGCAGCUGUUGUAAUUGCCAACCUGAAAGGGAUGUUUAUGCAAGUGUGUGAUGUUCCUCGUCUAUGGAGGCAGAACAAGAUUGAUGCUGUUAUCUGGGUGUUUACAUGCAUAGUGUCCAUCAUCCUGGGGCUGGACCUCGGUUUACUAGCUGGCCUUAUAUUUGGAUUACUGACGGUGGUCCUGAGAAUUCAGUUUCCCUCCUGGAACGGUCUUGGAAGCAUCCCUAGCACAGACAUCUACAAGAGUACCAAGGACUACAAAAAUGUUGAAGAACCGGAAGGAAUGAAGAUUCUUAGGUUUUCUAGUCCUAUUUUUUAUGGCAACGUCGAUGGUUUUAAAAAAUGUAUCAAGUCUACAGUUGGAUUUGAUGCCAUGAGAGUGUAUAACAAGAGGCUGAAAGCACUGAGGAAAAUACAGAAACUCAUCAAAAAAGGGCAAUUAAGAGCAACUAAGAAUGGCAUUAUAACUGGUGCUGGUUCAUCAAAUAAUGCUUUUGAGCCCGAUGAAGAUAUUGAAGACCCAGAAGAACUUGAUAUCCCAACCAAGGAAAUAGAGAUUCAAGUGGAUUGGAACUCUGAGAUUCCAGUGAAAGUGAAUGUUCCCAAAGUGCCAAUCCACAGCCUCGUGCUGGAUUGUGGAGCUGUAUCUUUCUUGGAUGUUGUUGGAGUGAGGUCAUUGCGAGUGGUUGUCAAGGAAUUCCAAAGAAUUGAUGUAAAUGUGUACUUUGCAUCGCUUCAAGAUCACGUAAUAGAAAAGCUGGAGAAAUGUGGUUUCUUUAAUGAUAACAGAAAGGAUAUAUUCUUUUUGACUGUCCACGACGCUGUCCUCCACGUACAGAACCGGGUUAAAUCUCAAGAAAUUCAAGAUUCCAUUUUAGAAACGAUCUCUCUCAUCCAGGACCAUAAAGAUCCUCUUGAAUUAAUGGAAGCAGAGCUGAUUGAAGAAGAACUUAAUGUUGAGGAUGAGGCUAUGCGUAGCCUUGCUUCCUGAAAGCGGGCUCAGGGGCCACGCUGAGCAAGGACUGCAAGGCAGAGUUCAACCACCGAUGUCAUUCUAUGCAAGCGUUUUCUGCAUCGACUACUUCUUUGGACUUGAAACACUCAUUCAUUUUCCAUUUGAUUUUUAAAAUAUACAUAUUUUUAUUGAUUUCAGAGAAG
Molecule: messenger RNA, 2588 nt
Organism: Myotis davidii
Lineage: Eukaryota; Metazoa; Chordata; Mammalia; Chiroptera; Vespertilionidae
Gene: SLC26A4
Product: solute carrier family 26 (anion exchanger), member 4
Exons: 22
Coding region: 1-2421 (806 amino acids)
Biological process (GO): transmembrane transport
Cellular component (GO): membrane
Molecular function (GO): chloride transmembrane transporter activity; bicarbonate transmembrane transporter activity; secondary active sulfate transmembrane transporter activity
Source: RefSeq, a predicted model, not a curated record